Pocillopora meandrina is the source of this 4027-nucleotide messenger RNA. NCBI's taxonomy places the organism in Eukaryota, Metazoa, Cnidaria, Anthozoa, Scleractinia, Pocilloporidae. The record is from the annotation of a GenBank genome assembly.
GGAGCAGUAAAAAGGGCAAAUUAACAGAAAGGAAAGCAUAGUUUAUUUGCUUUGGGGCAGUCAAGAACUAAUUUUAAAACAUAUAACCGUGUAACUGAGUAUUCACCAUGGGUUUUUACAAAAUUGUUCUGCUAUUUUGCCUCAUCGUUACUUUAGCAACACGCUUCCCGGAAGCUGAGACUCGAGCUAUUUCAGAGGAAGAAUCCCUAAGUAAGUGUUACCUUCUUUGUCUCAUUAUGUUUUGCAGUUUUCCGUUUUAUACUUGUAAUUCUGCAUAAAAAUAUUUCGAAAGCAAAAUCCUCGGAGUAAGAAAAUAGGAUUAGGGGGGAAUCAAUGGAAUAGCCACGCUUUUUAUUUCUUCAAUUGGGAUUAUGAAACAACUACAAGUUCAAUCCAAAUUUACAGAUAGAACUUAAGGUUUUUCGGAUACCCGAGCUCGAGGAAAGUUUUCGCUUAGUAUUUCCGUAAUAUGUCUACUGGUAUUCUCUUUGUAUUUCCUGAUUCUGUAGUUUUCUGUUAUACUUCGAUCAUGUGAAAGACGAAAAACAGGCGUCUUCCACGAAGUGUACAUUUAAUACUGGGUUAUAGCGCCCAUCCCAGUUAAGUAACAUCACCGUCACCAUGACAUAAUCUUUUCUUUGAAUAAUUGGUUAAUCUAAUUUAAACUACCUCCCACUUAGGAGUAUCCAGAUAAGAAAAUAAAAGAAAACAAAGGGUUUAAUCUGCCUCGCAGCGCGGUGCGACCCAUGUCGAACGGAACUUGAGCACCCCUCGCGAUAACGACUAUACACCAGUUAAAAAAAUAUGACUGGUUUAUUAACCGACGGAUCCAACUACUGCCUUAUAUUUGGCACACACUCGGAAACUCUGAAAUGUCACGCGCUACGCAAUGCAUGCAUGCGCGGGAUUAGAUGCUGCCCAAAUGUCGCGCUCCUUGCUUCUCUCCUGCAUUUAUCUGCCAGUUUCGCCGAUGUGGACCUUCCCACUCUUAUAAGGAAUCCUGUAGACUACGCCAUCCUGUUUAGUCGGGUCCUACUAGGUGUGAUCGUGGCGUAGUCUCUGACUUGAAGACAGCGCGUAUGUUUUGUUGUUGUAAUCAGCGGUGAAGUUGUUGGGAGAGGACUUUGAGCAUACUCAAUCGACCCUAUAGCCUGAAGAAGACUAGCAGCGUGCACUUAAAUCGUUGCGAUCCAAAUCGGACGUGACCUUAUCGUAACACAAAAGAUUAUAUUUCUCUUUUGAAAGUGUUGUUUUAGUCCUCUUAGGACUGUUUCGGUGUGUUAUUAUACUUAUUGUAGAAGUAGAAGAGCCGGAUGGGAAGAUAUUUGGCCCGAGGUCAUGGCGUACAGCGAAUAGCGAAUAGAGUAAGAAUAGUCUCCUUGCGUGUGUAUUAUGAUAACCCCUUAUCUCUUGAUAACCAUGAUUAUAGCCAGAAAAACCUCUACAUAAACAAUUUAUAAUAAGUAUAAUUAUACGUUUUCGUGGGAUUUCUUGGGGGGUGGAUCCAACCCUCACUGGUCAGCAUAAAAUCAAUUUUUUUUGCAAAUUUUAUUUGCAGUCGAACCAGAUGAUGCUCAUUUAUCAGAUGAACGCCGAGCUGUCCCAGGUUAGUUGGUCUUUAACUUAACAACAUAUCACGAAAGGUGUAAAUCAAGGUGUUUGGAAACGAUUUUGUGCUUUUUAACAAGGUCAAAUAAAUUAAGGCUUAACGAGGAGAUGACUGUUCAGUUUACACUGAUUUGAUUAUUUUAGAGCUUAAUAAACCUUAUCCAUCCCAAAUGCUGAUGGCCUUUUGUAGUUCGCACAAAAUUCAAGAGGUUUUAAGCUCUAUCUUAAGGAAGAUCAAGGGUUCAAGAUAAAUAACAAUCAAGAAGCAAUCCGAGUACUGUCAUACUAUCUACACUGCGACAACAAAGCAAGAGUGCAAAAAUUCCAUUUUUCAAAAAAUUUUUGCGAUAUUAUUUCUCUCAUAGUCGUUAUAUUGUUAUUUACCAGCUGAUUCAAAACAUCAUUUCUGAAUACGUCCUUAUCUCAAAUUGAAAUCAGCAUAUACACCGUGGAACUGAAGCCAUAUCUAGUUUUGCAUAGCUGAACGAUGUUUUAUUAUUGUAUGUUCUGCAGCCUGUUGUGCUUUUCAUUGUUUUAGAGUGAAAUUUUUUUCAGGAAAUGAGGAAAUGAAAUAAUUUGUAGCUUUGACACACUCACAAUAUAUUGAUACAUGUAGCUGAAAAAUUUGUGCUUUGACAAGGAUUUUAUUUUCCUUUCUUUUUCAAAUGCUAUAGACACUCGUUAUACAGUGUCGUACUCUUGAAUGAUAUCACAGUUAAUUAUAUAUGUGUGUGUAUAUAUAUAUAUAGAAAGUCUGUGUAUUGAUUUUUCCGGGGUGUUUUACAGGGCUCGAUACGUAGAAGUAGAGCGCGAUAUAUAUAUAUAUAUAUAUAUAUAUAGAUAUAUAAGAUAAAAAACGCGCCGAGUGCACUGUUGAGUUCUAUAAGCACUUGGGAAUUUUAAGAACACGAGCGAAGUGCGGAGAAGCACGAGCCGAAGGUGUGUGCUUUUUGUGCUUCUCGAGUGUCCUAAAUUCCCAAGUGCUUAUAUAACUCAACAAUGCUCGAGGAACAAGUUUUUUUAUUUCCUUUAUAAAAUGUAUCGUGAAUUGCGCGCGCCCAUACCGAUGACGUGGGCUGCGUGCAUUAUAUCUCAACAGUGCACUCAUGUGACGUAAGGCACGUGCUUAAUGGAAAUAUAAUGAACUCAUUCUGACCAAUCACGGCGCGCGUAUUUCUCUGAACACUUUAUAAAUAUAAAUAUGUUGAGAAAUCAAAUAAAAAAGAAUCUUCAAAAGGUUUAGUCUAAGAGAAUAGAGGAACUCAAGCGUUUAUCCACGUAAACAGCAGUCCCUCCUUUUCGGCGAAGUCCGGCGCGCGGGUCAAUAAACCGGAAAAAGAUUGAUGUCAGUCGCCGCGCAGAACUCUGGGAAUGAGGUGUAGGAAAAGUAGGGCGUCUUGUUCAAAGAUUUCCGUGGAAUGCGCUUUAAUUUAUUUUUGCUGAUUUUUUUCACUCGCGCGGCAAACUUCGCCACUUAUACCCCACUCGACGUGAGCAGUAAAAGAAAACUAUAUAAUUUUUAGUUAUCCGAUAAUUGUGUAUGCAGCAGUUUGGUCUUGAAGCGAAAGUGUUUUUGAGCGGCUGAAAUCCAUUGAAUUCAGUUACAAUGAUUCUGCCCUCUUCGUGAUGAUAAAGAGUCAGUAUUAACCCACUUCAAAGUUUUUUCUUGAUUUACUGAAUCCUAAUUGAUCCUGAAUUUUGUUUAAGGUUGCCAUGACGAAUUUUCGCCAACUUUUUGCGAAAGAUUCAAAAAAUUUUGCUCAGCCUAUGGUACUAAUGGCUUCCUAAUGAGAACCAAAUGCUACUUCUCUUGUGGCUGUGUGAGGUAACGUAAUUAUACCAAGAGAUUAUAAACUGUUGAACUAUACGAAGAUCAAUGCUUUGUGUGCCCACAUCUCACUCCUCGGCCCACAUUCCCCCUCUCCUACGAUGUGAUUUCGCAGAGGAGAAAGCUGGAACUACCUGGUUACUAUUGGUUGGUUUAAUGUGCUGUCUAUUAUCUGGUCUAUUCCUUUUACAUGAUACAGCCGGGCAACUCUGGAAAAUUCUGAUUCGUUUUCAUAGGCAGCCUAAGGAGGUUAGCUUGAUGUUAGCCUUAUAUACCCACUCUCUUUCGUCCUCAAUACAAACUGCGCGUGUUAUGCUUUAAAUUUUAAUUAUGUACCCUACCCUGCGUGGGCAAAACAUCGAUGCAAAUGUUAGCUUAGAAACUGUUAAAGUCGUGUGUUUUAUACCCUCUGAAGCCUUAUUUUUCUUCCAUAAAUUUCCAAAUAUUCACUCUUGAAUGACUAGAAAUUUUAAGAGGAAAUAUGUUUAAACUAAACAAUUUUUUCCUUCUUGCAGAAACAUCUGAAAUGGACUCUAAAUUUCUUCCUAAAAGAGAGAUACCUCUCCUAAAUGUGAAAAUGAAAUAAAGAGC